GAAUAUUUACCUACAAUACAAAAUUAUGCGUAUAAAAAUAGCGUGAGUUUUGCUGAAAUUAUUAAUAAAUCGCCGCUAAAUCAGCCGUUUCUCUCACUGUAGAGCAUAUCAGCCAUUUAUUCAGAUUUCUUUUUUUUUACUUAUGGUUUGUAAAACUUCUUGGUUCGUACCUACUCAUCACAAAAACUUGUUUGACGUUGGUCGAAACACUUCUAACGCUCACAUUAUGACGGUCGCUCUACUUUUUAUCUUAAAUUAAAAGUUCUGCAAAUAUUAGUUGAAAAAUUGAUAAACAUGUGUUUUAUGAUAAUGUUUUUAUAUCAAAAAUGCAAAAGAAGGGUUCACAUUUUAAUUUGUAGUCGCCAUACAAAGGAAGCAGCAACGAUCUGAGCUCUUAUAUCGAAUGAAUUCAAUAACUACAUUAGUCAUAUUUAAAACUCAUUUCACAGUAGUUUCUGUAACUUCAUGAAAUCAGCUGUUAUUAUUAAACGGAUCGCAAACUGUUUACCGGUGUUGUUUUUUAGUUUUGAACUCAAAUCGGCAAUGUGAAACUAAGCCUAAACAAUAUCAAUGUCAAACAAAAAGUUAAGAAAUAUAAAUGUAAACAAACAACAAAUUUUUCCAAUCAAAUAUUUCAAUUAUGACACACAUACGCUGGUGCGCUCGCCAAUUUUUGAAUAUUCAAUGCACUCGCGUCGCAUGGCCAACGCUCGCACACACGCUCGUGAGCGCUAUCGCCACCACUAUCAGCACCCUCGACCGGAUUAGCAUAACAGCUGGUGGUGGGAGCUACGACAAUGACAAAGCGACGGUGCCACAAGUUAGUUGCUCAGCGAACGCCGAUAUAAUAAGACGUGUAUGUGACAAUACGCUCGCUCAACGCACAACUAACCGAAAUAGAGCGUGCAAAGAGAUAGUUUCAUACGAUUUAAGUGAGAUAAUACGAAACAAAAAGAAAGCGCACAGCGACAUUGCCAUAAACAAGAGCAUUUGCCAGCGGCCAGAAGGUAUGUCAACGGCAACAACAAACGGACAAAAGACAACAAAGGUGAAAUCAAUGAAAUCAGCGCGUAUUGUAAUUAUUGGCGCCGGCUCUGCAGGUAUAGCUGCAGCCGCAAGGCUCCUACAGUCGGGAUUCGAAAAUGUUCUGCUGCUCGAGGCUGAAAAUCGUUAUGGCGGACGCGUACACACAAUACCCUUUGCGGAUAACGUAGUCGACUUGGGGGCACAAUGGUGUCACGGUGAAAAAGGUAAUGUUAUUUAUGAGACGGUGUGCAAUUUGGAUAUGCUGCAGCCAACAGGUGACAUAUACGAUGACUACAAAUGCGUGCGCUCCAACAAGGAGGUGCUUUCCGAAACAGUGGCAAAUACGCUCAAGUCAAUCGCCUUUAAUUUGAUACCCGAACGUCAGGAGGGCUUGAAGGGUUACGAAGGCUCUUUAGGCACAUAUCUCACAGAGGCCUUUUGGCGCGAUUUGCAACAGUCGCCGGAAAUUGAUAAGACUGUGGCGCGUGAGUUCUUCGAAAACUACAAGAAAUUCGAAAGUUCAAUUGAAGCAUCAGAUCACCUUUUCGAAGUUUCCGGCCAAGGUCAUCUCGAAUAUUGGGUAUGUGAAGGCGAUCUACUGCUAAACUGGAAAGAUAAAGGCUUUCGCAGUUUUCUGCGUCUAUUAAUGCAAGCGAAGAAGGAUGAAACAGCAAAAGACGAUAUGGGUUUGCUAAACAAGCGCAUACAAUUUAAUGCGCGCGUGCAAAAUAUUGAAUGGCGAACAAAAAGCGGUGACGUGCUCAUACGUCUUUGGAACGGUGAAUUAAUCGAGACGGAUCAUGUCAUCUGCACCGUAUCUUUGGGCGUGCUCAAAGAAAACCACAAAGAAAUGUUUUCACCUGCACUACCGCUUGCCAAAUGCCGCGCCAUUGACGGUCUCAAAUUGGGUACAGUCGACAAGUUUUUCCUGGAAUUCACUGAACCUUUCGCACCAGUUGAUUGGUCGGGCUUUUGUUUUCUUUGGCGCGACGAUGACUUGGCGGAAUUGCGUAACUCUGAGUACUUUUGGUUGGAGAGCGUGUUCGGCUUUUAUCGUGUCUCCUGCCAACCACGCAUACUACAAGGUUGGAUUAUUGGACCACAUGCGCGUCACAUGGAAACUCUCCCCGAAGCUGAGGUCCUUAAAGCAUUGCUUUGGCUCUUCAAGAAAUUCUUCACAUUUGAGGUACCAUCGCCAUUGAGAUUUCUACGCACACGCUGGUACACGAAUCCCAAUUUCCGCGGUAGUUAUACAUUCCGUUCUGUGUAUGCCGACGAGUUGCGCGCAGGUGGUUGGGAUUUAGCCGCACCGCUUACCGCUGACAGCGACGGUAAACCGUUGUUACAAUUCGCUGGCGAAGCGACGCAUACACAUUUCUAUUCGACGGUGCAUGGCGCAGUGGAGAGUGGUUGGCGGGAAGCGCAGCGCUUGAUUACCUACUACCUGGAACGCACUUCACAACUGUGAGCGGCGUUGCGAAGGCGGAUGUCAUGGCAAUAUUGCGAAAAUCUACGGCGAUAGCUUAAUGAGUAGAAAAGAUUAUGUGCAUAAUUUGUUCACUAUCUUGUUUUGUUUGAUUUUAUUGCGUAUGUAUGCCAGAGAAGCUGAUAAAAUACUACAAUUGUGUAGCUAUUUGAUAUUGUAAAUAAAAUAAACACUAAGUUGAUAAGUAACUAUUGUAUUACUGCUGAACUUAGUUUCAAAUAAUAAUUUGUUAGUGAGCGUUUAGUGUGAUAAAUCAA
This is a messenger RNA of Bactrocera tryoni, 2769 nucleotides long. RefSeq names its product peroxisomal N(1)-acetyl-spermine/spermidine oxidase-like. The coding region runs from base 641 to 2494 and encodes 617 amino acids. The transcript has a single exon. Gene Ontology annotation, molecular function: polyamine oxidase activity. NCBI's taxonomy places the organism in Eukaryota, Metazoa, Arthropoda, Insecta, Diptera, Tephritidae. The record is from RefSeq and is a predicted model, not a curated record.